AGUUAGCUGAAAACAAUUACGAUUCAAUGUUUUUGUGUUAAAUCGAGACGUAAAUUAGUGAAAUGAGUAGCCGCAAAAGUAGAUUAAGUUUGUCCGCAGAUAUUCGUAAAGAUGCUGGAGGAAAAAACCCUAGCGGUACACCCGCGCGCAUGAAAGCAAAUACAAAGCAUUCCGAUACACGGUCGAACGAUGAUAGCUGUGAAGUUUCACCGUCGCAAGGUGCAGACUAUUCUCCCAUGAUAUCACUUACGCAGGAUAAUGCCAUCCACGCCAUUAACGGUGUCUCGUGGAAGUGGAACAGUCCGCAACGCUUCCAUGGGAAAAUAUCGAUGCAGGCGGGCGAUGUGGGAAAGAAGAUUCACAAACCACUGCAUAAACCAUUGAAACAUUCCGAACCACCACCGGUUGAAGCACCUAAAGAAGCGACUGGAUUCAACAAAUUUAUCUCAAAAUUGAAUCUUAUCAUGGGAAAGGAAAAUGUAGGCGAGAAUUUAGGUAGUGCCGAACCGGCCAGUCUUUCCGUGGAAACCACAGAGGAACAAUAUUUCCACACUGCAGAGCAGAGUCCGUGCGACGAUCAAGUGCACAGUGAAGACAGUGCGGAAGAUAUCUUUGACCAUCACUGCAUCGACGUCGUUGAGGAUGAGUAUGGGUUGAUCAUCGGCGUCGAGAAACGGCGAAUAAGUGAAAGCAGCGACACAUACGACAGUCCACAAUUUGAUGAUGAGCUGGAUGACUCGAAGUUAGAUAGAAUUUUAAUCGAAGCAAGUCAAACGGUAGAGCGGAAAUUGAAUAAUCCUUCGCUUCCGCCGCCUACCGUAAUCCCCAGCCGGCGUCAAUCAAACUCCAACGUGCCAUUCGAAAUGAACGAUUCCGACAUGGACGGAUUUUUGCUGCAAGCUUCCCUGAUGGUGGAGGAGAAACUGAGCGACAGUUCUCAAGAUUCGGCGUCGCACAAUCCGGCUGCGAAUAUGCCACGAAAUAGCGCCAUCGUUAUUCCUCCUAGCCAUACAAAUCAGCCACCGGUGGAAGUUGAUCGGAAGCAGGCACAAUCGACCGCGGAGGGUUCGAGACAGGAUGCUGCCGGGGGUACGAGUGAAAUCGCAAUGUCCGAGGACGAGUUGAAGGCGCUCUUGGAGAAGAAAAGACAGGAAGCGCUUCUCCGUCUGCAAAACAAUCGGCUCAAACGGGCCAUGAAAGGUACGAACUCCAACGGAUAAAAGUGAUCCCAUUGAACAGGAAUUUCUACAUUUGUUAUAAACAAUGAUGUAUAAUCUAUAUCCAUGAAAACAUUAUAUUUGGA
Molecule: messenger RNA, 1303 nt
Organism: Anopheles coustani
Lineage: Eukaryota; Metazoa; Arthropoda; Insecta; Diptera; Culicidae
Exons: 3
Coding region: 63-1220 (385 amino acids)
Source: RefSeq, a predicted model, not a curated record